GGGAAUUAUCAGCCAUUGUUCGUGUAUUUACAUUCCAAUGUCGUCUCUUUUUUCCCCUGUUGGCGUGACUGUUGAUUAUCUAUGGAUCGGGAAGUUGACUGGAAAUUGUGUGAGGGACAAACUUCCUGCUGGGAACUUAGCUUUUCUAGAUCGUCAUAAAAAAAUAAACUUGAUUUUACGACAGUUGAGGCCAUGAUGACAUUCUGUGGAUAGAUCGUUAUUGCCAGACCAUGGAUAUAAAAGGCUCAAGAUCCAACCCAGCCAAACAGUGAGCAGAAAACAUUUAGCUACCUCUUCGACGGAUGCUCCACAGAAAACCGUUUGCGCUGCCAUUCUCCUACGUCUAUAAAGUAUAUUUGCAGUGAUAAUAAACCCUCACGAUUUACCGACCUUCCGCCAAAGCACUCACUGUGCAGCUUAAGUCUACAGCCAUCCCUGGAAACCACUGAGUAGUUAAAGGGUUGCUAAGCGAUAAAUUGGCCAAUCAAGAGAACUAACUGCUAUUGACUAGAGCAACGACUGUACAGAUGCCAAAACAUGGAAUUAUUUUUUGAAUGAGCAGAAAUUCCGAUGGGUCGAUAGUGAUCAGUCACAGUGAACCUAGAUUUAAGGUAUUUGUGAAUGGAACCUUAUAACUCUGGUAUCUAGUGAAUAUGGGUCCUCCGCCAGUUCUGAACUCACAGCUCUGUGUUUGGAUAUUACCACAACAGGGGAAGCUUUAAAAAAGGAAAAUGAGUGGUUCCUCAUCUGCCAAGAAGGCAUCAUCAGAUGGAGGUGGACAGGAUGAGGAUGAGGAGAGACUUAAGACAUUGGUUCAACCCAAGAAGAAGAAGAAAAGAACACCUGUAGGAAUCAAUGUCUUGCCAACAAAAUAUGAAGUUGUACGUAUGGUUGCUCAGAAAUAUGGAGUUCAUUCAACAAAAGAAGAUGAUCCAAACUGCUUUUUGUACUGGAGUGACACAGCGCCCCCAUCAGAGAAAAUUUCUGAACUCAAGUCAUACCAGAGGGUCAACCACUUUCCUGGUAUGGGUGAAAUAUGCAGGAAAGAUUCUCUUGCAAGGAAUAUGUCAAAAAUGGUCCGAGCCCAUCCAGAGGAGUACAACUUCGUUCCAAAGACCUGGAUCUUCCCAUCUGAGUACAACACCUUCCAGAAUUACUUUUUGGAUCUCAAGAAACGCAAGAAACAUCGGACAUUUAUCGUCAAGCCAUCGAAUGGCUCCAUGGGCAACGGGAUCUCCCUCUAUAGGAAUGGAGAGCGCAUCCCACCCACUGAACUCACCAUAGUGCAGGAGUAUUUGGAUAAACCAUUCCUCUUGGAGGGGUAUAAGUUUGAUCUGAGGGUGUAUGUCCUGAUCACUUCAUGUGAUCCACUCAGGAUAUUUCUAUUCAACGACGGACUAGUACGAAUGAGCACAGAGAAAUAUUGCAACCCCAACGAUAGCAAUGUGGAUCAGCUGUACAUGCACCUGACUAAUUACUCCAUCAACAAGAAAAGCGGUAACUUUGAGAGGAGCGCUGACGUCAACACAGGAAGUAAACGCUCUAUCAAGUUUUUGAAUGACUACCUUAGAAAGAACGACUACGAUGUCACGCUCAUGUGGAAAAAGAUCGCUGAUGUAAUUAUUAAGACGAUGAUUGUAGCUGAGCCUCAUGUACUUCAUUCUUAUCGGAUGUGUCGUCCCGGUCAGUCGUCAGGGAGCGACAGUUGCUGCUUUGAGAUCUUGGGAUUUGAUAUCAUGCUGGAUCGGAAACUCAAACCAUGGCUUAUAGAGAUUAAUCGAGCUCCAAGUUUUGGCACAGAUGAGAAAAUCGACUUUGAUAUAAAGCAUGGCGUCCUGACGGAUACGUUCAAACUCCUGAACAUGAAGCAGUCCGAUAAGAGGAAAGGAUUAGCAGCUCAGAAAGCCGAGGCACAGAAACGUCUCCUUAGACCCGCAAAGAGAUCAUCCGUUGAGCUCCCGGACAAUGAGAAACAGAAGGCAGCCAUCGAGAAGAGGAAACAGGAACUCAAAGAAAAAUUAGUCCAGGUUCGGCGAGACAACGCAAGGGAGGACUACGAGAAUCGCAACAUGGGUUCCUUCCGUAGGAUCUAUCCUCCUCAAGAUAAGAUGAGUCAGGACGGAUAUUACACUCUACUGACCGAUGCCUUCCAGUUGUUCCUGUCAGGGAGGGCGGCUGCUCUGCAGAGAGAUGCUUCUCAGGCCUAUAACAAUAGUCUUAGGGAGGAAGAUAUUCUUGAUAUGUUACAGCAGUUUGAUACGUCGGCAGGGCACCAGGGAAUGGCAGCUAGAGGACCAAAGCCACUUUCUUGCAUGCCAAGCAUCUCCGAUCAAGUCCCGGAAGACGAAGAGGAAGAAUACGACGAGAGCAUGUCUUGCGAGCUCUCUCUCCCGGACUCCACUCAAGAAUCCAUCAGCAGUAACAACUCCACCAUGAACAACCAUCUCCCGAGGCCCUCGCGCUCGCUCACCCGCGCCAUGCAGGCUACACCGAUGCUUAAACAGCGCCCUCAAUCAGCUAAGGGACCAAAGUCGCGACCCCAGUCGGCAGUGAAGGGAGGCGGAGCGACAACCGCUGGCGUCAGGUCACGGUCUCUGACCAGACCGAUGUCAUCUAUUGGAAGGAAGCUGUCCGGAAUGAGCCUCAAUCAAGCCAUGGAUGAUGCGUUGGCAACCGCUGCGGCUAAAGAGAGAGAGGAAGAGACAAUGAAGAGGACAUUCAACGCUUUGAACGACAUGAGAAUCAAAUUCCCUGGGAAGACGGAUGAAGAGGCAGAAUGGGUCUUAUCACAGAUACAUGAAAACUGGAAGUUCCACAAGCCUCGGAUAGCAUCCUACUGGCUGGUGAAGUUGGACUCCAUCAAGAGACGUAAAGUCAUCGACAUUGUCAGGUCUAACGUGAGGGCUCUUCUGCAGCGGACUUGGCGUUCCAAUGACGUUGAUAAUCUCAGAUUGUAUCGGAUCUUCACGCGAGUCUUCAACAGACUUCUUUGGAGUCAUGGUCAGGGAUUGUGGAACUGCUUCUCAAGCACAGGAAAUUCCUGGGAGAUGAUCUUCAGCAAGAGCUCAGAUGUGAUCUCUAGUACCGAGAUGAGUUGCAGCCGUCGUAUCGUCCAGCUCUGUCGAGACUGUCUACUCAUUGUCUAUCAGUUUGCUGCAGAGGCCAAAGGUCAAACUGCACCCACCGUUGCCAUGGGUGAUGGAUCAGCGCAAAGGCCUGUCCAGCUGAGACCAUCCAGCCUAAGGAUGAGCACAUGGAAUAGCUCCAGUAGUCCCACGGUCAUGACGCCGAUCAGCCAACGGAUGUCACGCCUCUACCCUAGCUUUACCUUGGACAAUUCAUGAGAGCACGAUGUAGGGCCUUGAAAGAAGACUACCAGUAAGAGUUCUCAGUUUUUUAGCGCUGAGGAUUUGAACUGUUGACGCCGAUCAGCCAACAAAUGUCACGCCAUUGUCCUAGCUUUACCUUGGACAAUUCAUGAGAGCACGAUGUAGUGCCUUAAAAGAAGACUACCAGUAAGAGUACUCAGCCAACGAAUGUCACGUCUUUACCCUAGCUUUUCCGUGAACAAUUCAUGAGAGCAUGAUGCAGUGCCAUGAAAGAAGACUACUAAUGAUGGUACUUGGUUUUGUAGAUCAGCCAAUGAUUGUCCAACGCCUUUACCCUGGCCUUUCCUUGAACAAUUCAUGAGAACACGAUGAAAGUCCCUUGAAAGAAGACUAUGAUGGUACUUGGUUUUGUAGAUCAGCCAAUGAAUGUCACACCUCUCGCUCGCCAACUAGCUUUUCCUUGGACAAUUCAUGAGAGCACGAUGCAGUGCCUUGAAAGAAGACUAUUUGUGAUGGUACUUGGGUUUGUCGAAAUGAGGAUGAACUUUUGAGAGGGAACUGCUUGGGAAGUUCACGGUCGCUCGAUUAAAAAACUGAACAUGUCCCCAUUUUUUGUAGGGUUUGCCUGAUCAUAGAUGAACAGUGCAGUUUCUAAUAAUGCAUUUUGAUAUUUACAUACAGACUUGUUACAAAUUGCACUUGCAUUGGAAAAUCUCAUAGUCUAUGGGAAACUUUUGAAGGGGCACCAAGGCCAAGACCAGGGGCGACAGAGGCCAUGAUACAGUAACUAUAACAACUAUAACAGGACUGCAGCUUUGCACUUGUAAGGGCAAU
Molecule: messenger RNA, 4163 nt
Organism: Asterias rubens (European starfish)
Lineage: Eukaryota; Metazoa; Echinodermata; Asteroidea; Forcipulatida; Asteriidae
Product: tubulin polyglutamylase TTLL7-like
Exons: 17
Coding region: 732-3344 (870 amino acids)
Biological process (GO): protein polyglutamylation; microtubule cytoskeleton organization
Cellular component (GO): cilium
Molecular function (GO): tubulin binding; tubulin-glutamic acid ligase activity
Source: RefSeq, a predicted model, not a curated record